AUGUCAUUUCUCCCACCUGAGAUCUGGUUCUACGUCCUCGAUGAACUCGAACAAACCAGUGACCGUAUCCGGCUUCUCCAAGUCUGUCGGCAUUGGAAUACAGCGCUAUUUGCCAAAGUGUACUCGAGUCUGAUGAUUCCCUUCCCCGAAAAGCUAGUCGCUUUCGCAGAAGCGCUUCAUCAGAAUCCCCGACUGAAGCCUCUCGUACAUGAGCUCCAUAUCCCAGACUUCUAUGCUGAACAGUUCGAAGAUGUCCGGGUCUAUAAUCGCACAUUGUUCCACAAGUUCCUGGAGUCCUUCGCGGACAAUGACGAGGAACUAACCAAAUGGGAAGAGAAUCUAGACAUACAAAAUACAUCUGCCUGGCUCACGGUAAUCCUGAUUUCCCUCCCCAAUCUCCAACAUCUCCAUCUACGUUGGGGCGGUUAUGGCUCAGAAACAGCGAAUACACGCUGGGCAAUUUCUAAGAUCGCAAGCAAGUCUCCAAGGGAAGAUCUGCCGUUGCAACACCUCCAAACUCUCACCUCGGUAUAUGAGGACGUCAAAGAGUGCUUCCCCGCAGAGGAAUUCAUUCCGUUCCUCAAACUGUCGUCCAUGCGAACACUGCACCUAAGUACUAUCAUUGAUCGUGUCAGCGACGAUGAAGACCCGAUUUUCGGUGUUUCUUUCGAUCUUCCACAAGGUGUCUCCCGUGUCCGCAAGCUGAUCCUCAAAAAUUCCAACACUCCACACGGACUGCCUGAGUUCAUAGCCGCGUGCGCGCGCCUUGAGCACUUCGAGUAUCAGCACAACAAUCAGUUCGAAUGGGGGGAAGCGUACCGGAAUUACCGGUGUCGAGUCUUCCGCGCGCCACUCUUAACGCAGAAAGAUAGCCUGCGCGUGCUACGACUAAAUGAUGUCGGUGUGACGAAGCCACAAGAGGUGGAUGAACCUGAAAAAGACCUUCAAGCGUCGAAGGCGCAGGCUUGGUUUGGGAGUUUGGUUGAGUUUGUGGCCUUAAAGGAAUUGAGAAUACCAGUGCGGAAUCUCCUGGACGGCACAGCUAGUAAGGAGCCUAGCCUAGCUCUAAGUGAGGUUCUGCCCUCUGGUCUUGAAAUCCUCGUUCUGACCAAGGUGGAUUUCGUUGAGUGUUUUAUGCUUGAGAGACAGCUCAAGCGCUUUUUGGAUGUCAAAGAGCAGCAAUUUCCUCAGUUACGGAUACUUUCGCUACAAACAUUUCAGAUGGAGGUUUUUCCCGGUGAAAAGUUGAAUUUGGAAACAAAUAAUUGGGCGGUUCCGAGGUUGGUAGAAACGGUGUUUGCGGAUGUUAGGAGCAUUUGCGAGGGACGUGGCGUUGAGUUUAGCUUUGCCCAUGAUGGAGAUUUUCAGAUUUUAGCCGAUGGGGAGGUGGUAGAUGAUACUGAUGAGUACGGCGGAAGAACUGCUUGGUAG
Messenger RNA from Penicillium longicatenatum, 1431 nucleotides. Its product is annotated as F-box protein. NCBI's taxonomy places the organism in Eukaryota, Fungi, Ascomycota, Eurotiomycetes, Eurotiales, Aspergillaceae. The transcript has a single exon. The record is from RefSeq and is a predicted model, not a curated record. Bases 1 to 1431 code for a protein of 476 amino acids. Gene Ontology annotation, molecular function: protein binding.